Suillus plorans is the source of this 789-nucleotide messenger RNA. RefSeq lists its product as uncharacterized. Gene Ontology annotation, cellular component: nucleosome. Bases 1 to 789 code for a protein of 262 amino acids. Gene Ontology annotation, biological process: nucleosome assembly. NCBI's taxonomy places the organism in Eukaryota, Fungi, Basidiomycota, Agaricomycetes, Boletales, Suillaceae. Gene Ontology annotation, molecular function: DNA binding. The transcript is spliced from 7 exons. The record is from RefSeq and is a predicted model, not a curated record.
AUGUGCGCUACUACGAAGAAGUUCUCGACCAAGGCCGCCGAGCCUAGGCCUAGCGCUAAAUCUACCCGGGAAGCGACAGUUUCAAAGUCGCGCCAUUCUACGACCCAUCCCCCUUGGAUUGACAUGAUUACCGAAUGUAUCACCACAACACCCGAUGGAACCCGCCACGGCGUAUCGCGUCCAGCGAUUAAGAAAUUCGUCGACUCAAAGUACCAUCUCGAAAUAAAUCCUUUAGCGUCCAGCCAGCUUAACCGAGCAAUCCAUCAUGGCGCCGAUAAAGGGACCUUUGUCCUGCCAAAAGGCGAGCCUCCCUUUAUCACGGAGCCUUUAUUAUUUUACGCGAUUCCAUAUAGUCGGAGGCACACUGAGGCGGCUAAAGAGAACGCAAAGCCAGGUUCAAAACGUUCCACCGCUGCCAAAGAAAGUCACGUCAUCCCAAUCAAGGCAGCUACUAAAACCGCGGCGAAGAAGACAUCUCGUGCCGCGAAGCCGGCGGCUACCACCGUACCCGCCACACCGCCAAAGUCAAGAGCUGCUGAAAAUAAAUAUCACUCCGCUGCAAAGAAAGCUAGGACGACUGGUUCCUCCACUCGCAGGACGGUCGAAAGAAAGACCGCUACUGCACAAGGGACAGCUAAGAAGGUCAACACCAUCAAAGAUCAGGCGGGGAGCAAUCUCCGCGAAGAGGACUACGAGGGCCACAGCUUCGAAGCAGAGGGCCCGGAAGACUUCUCGCAAGUGACGCAUGUUAUUCAUGAUUUCAGGCUCUUUCUGGCGAAUCAUGGCUAA